Helianthus annuus (common sunflower) is the source of this 453-nucleotide messenger RNA. RefSeq lists its product as uncharacterized. The transcript has a single exon. Bases 1 to 453 code for a protein of 150 amino acids. The record is from RefSeq and is a predicted model, not a curated record. NCBI's taxonomy places the organism in Eukaryota, Viridiplantae, Streptophyta, Magnoliopsida, Asterales, Asteraceae.
AUGGGAGAAUGUUUAUGGGGGCACAUUCGAAGAGAUCUUGUCCAAGAAAUGGAUCAGAACAAAUCGACUUGGUUCCCAAUAUUUGAAGCAUGGGAAGAAGGAUAUUUUAACACGCAUCGUGAGGGCCUAAUUUGGGAUUCAGUGUCCGGUUGUCCCCCGAGUCACGAAAUGUACUUCCCUCUAGCAGGACUUCUUAUUGCACAAAGGUACGGUAUCGGGAUUCACCUGUUAAUCCUCGAUGCGAGUGCCACUUUCUUCCCGAUAUUAAGUCCUCCGGCUGAUCGACAACCACUAUUCAUAACGCUUGCACUUGUUAACGAUACCCACUUCAUACAUGUUAAGCUGGAAGGGGAUUAUCCAAUGCCACCAAUAAACGGGCUAUGGUUGACGCACCGAAGAACUCAUGCGGGACAAUGGGAAGAUAUGUACAUGCCAAGUCUAGGAUUUUUGUAA